CCAUUGUUGUUGUCAUUAGGGUUUCACCAUUGGCAUGUGGAUCAAGCUGAUGGAACUGCCGCCGUCCGACCGGUACUUCAUGUCGACCGGCGGACACACCCGGUCCUCCUACGGCUUCAACUUCUACUACGACGUGCCGGACGGACCCGGCUUCUGGGUCACGCAUCGGGAGGCCUGGUGCAGGACGCACUUCGCCCUGCCGAUCGGAAUCUGGAUGCACCUGGCGCUGUCCUGGAAGGCGCCGUGUGACAUCAACAUCUUCGUCAACAGCACCGAGGUGGACUUCACCCUGUCCAAGGCCAGGCCGAGCGAUCUGGAUGAGGAUAUCCACACAACUCUGGCCAUAGGAGCCCCUAACACUGUAACCAGCGUGGCAGGCAUUGCCGGGCACAUCACCGUGGACGAGGUCCGGUUCUGGGACAGGAAGAUCACGGGGAAGGAAAUCCACGAAGUCAUCAUGCAUGACCUGAGGAUGUCGGGAAUCCAGUACCACCCCCAGGCUGGGGUGCAGGUGAUGAAGGGCAGGUUCCAGUGUACCGGGGAGGAGAAGCUACUGGGCAUGUGCGAGCACCAGGAGGACUCCUCAUUGGCUGACGAUAUCUGCGGCACCAGCGCGCAGAACUUCGUCCGCUGUGUUCCUAACGGUUGGUGGGACAGCUGGUCAUCCUGGAGCUCGUGCAUGAACGGCGAGUCCCGCCGGACCAGGAAGUGCUACACGCCGACUCCUCACUACGAGGGGAACUGUACGGACAGCCCCGGGCCGGGCGAGCAGGUCAAGUCAUGCGUCUUCACUGAUAUCUAGAUCUACCUACAGCAAAACAUUAAACAAUGUUAAGUUCCACCAUCGAAAAU
Branchiostoma floridae (Florida lancelet) is the source of this 852-nucleotide messenger RNA. RefSeq lists its product as uncharacterized. The record is from RefSeq and is a predicted model, not a curated record. The coding region runs from base 35 to 802 and encodes 255 amino acids. Lineage: Eukaryota; Metazoa; Chordata; Leptocardii; Amphioxiformes; Branchiostomatidae. The transcript has 5 exons.